AUGCAGAGUGCGAAAUAUGUGCAGAGACGGACGCGGACAAAGCGAUGCUCGAGGCUCCAAGUGCUUGGAUUCCUCGCCUUUGGAACAUUUCUCCACCAAACCUUUGUGCCGAGCGUGAUGCCUAGAAGGCCACAUUUUCUCGUGCCAAUAGCUGUAUCGGUCACACCGCUGCCUGCGAUGGCAGACAUGGAAGACAUGCCUGGUGUGGAUCCUGGCUUGGCGCUGUCUGUCUUGGCUGUUCUCGGGGCCGCAGCUGGAGGCCUCUCCUGGGUUGCCAGUCUAAAGCCCCGAGAAACGAACGAAGGGCAGCCUCGGUCUACAUCCCUUUAUCGUGUUUUUCAGGCAAAGAUGCGAGCUGGUGAGUUUGCUGAACUCGCUCCGAAAUCUGAUGGCAAAGACCAAGAAGAUGCCUCGUCCAACGGCGACGGUGAUGAGGAACUGGAUGCAUUUGUUGAUGCUUAUGUGGAUGGACUUGAGGAUGACAUUGAUGGCGAAGGAGACUUUCUGGGCCAGGAAGGCAGAGGGCCUGAUUCUGGCAAACCUGGGUCCAUGGACGACAGGAAGAAGGCGUAA
This is a messenger RNA of Symbiodinium pilosum, 573 nucleotides long. Lineage: Eukaryota; Dinophyceae; Suessiales; Symbiodiniaceae. The record is from the annotation of a GenBank genome assembly.